This is a messenger RNA of Hyaloscypha bicolor E, 663 nucleotides long. Its product is annotated as acyl-CoA N-acyltransferase. The record is from RefSeq and is a predicted model, not a curated record. NCBI's taxonomy places the organism in Eukaryota, Fungi, Ascomycota, Leotiomycetes, Helotiales, Hyaloscyphaceae. The transcript is spliced from 4 exons. Bases 1 to 663 code for a protein of 220 amino acids. Gene Ontology annotation, molecular function: acyltransferase activity, transferring groups other than amino-acyl groups.
AUGGCAGCGUACGCGGCCACCUCCCCACGUCUACACCUCAAAACUCUCUCCGAAGACGUCCAUCUCUAUGACCUACACACAAUCCAAUCAAAUCUGCAAUCUAUGUUCUGGUCAACCAAGAAAGUUACAACUGAUAUCGAGCAAACUCGCGCGGUACUUCGCAACUCUCUACCAACUGAAGAGCAGCCUUGGAAUGAAAGGUGGGCUAUCUUACUGCGCUGCACGCCUGAGACUUUCCAAGAAGAGAUGGAACAGAGGAAGGCGGGAAAGUUACGCUUGAUAGGCGUCAUAGGUAUUGUCCGAGAGCAGGAGAUUGGAUACAAAAUCCACCCUGAGUUUUGGGGGAAGGGUUAUAUGGGUGAGGCGUUGCGGAUGUUUAUUGAGAUGUGGUGGGGGAUGGAAAUAAAUAUGAAGUACGACAGACUGUUGGCAGCGGCAGAUCCAGAGAAUAAGGCGAGUUUGAGGGUUCUGGAAAAGGCUGGAUUUCAGAAAGGAGAGUAUAGGAAGGAUUUCUAUGAGAGAGGGGUUCUUGGGGGAAAGAAAAGUGAUUUGCAAUGCGUUUAUCUUCUCAGACCUGCGACUUCAGGAGCGCAAGUCCCACUUCGGAAAAGGAGUUCAAAAGAGAUUAGAUUUGGAGUGGAAGAGAUAGAAACAGAAGAGUAA